Molecule: messenger RNA, 1272 nt
Organism: Morchella sextelata
Lineage: Eukaryota; Fungi; Ascomycota; Pezizomycetes; Pezizales; Morchellaceae
Exons: 15
Coding region: 1-1272 (423 amino acids)
Biological process (GO): transmembrane transport
Cellular component (GO): membrane
Molecular function (GO): transmembrane transporter activity
Source: RefSeq, a predicted model, not a curated record
AUGAGUACCGACAAAUCCAGCUCUAAGGCACCGUCAUCUCACAUGCCAGAUGUGAUUGAAAAGCAAGCCAUCGAUGGAUCAGCGAGCUCUAGUUUUGACGACACGAGCAAUGAGAGCGGGCUGGUAGAGGGCGACUAUGGAUCACAAGGAGGUCAUAUCUUUGAAGAUGAGCAAGUCGCCAGUUAUUGGAGAGGUGUUUAUGAGAAGGCAACGUAUGAGGGAAGACAUCGUUUUGAUCCUUCUUUUAAGUGGACUGCCAAGGAGGAAAAGAAACUCCUUCGCAAGAUUGAUUGGAGGAUCAUGUCAUGGACUUGGAUCAUGUUUUGCGCCCUAGACUUGAACCGCAGAAACAUCAAUCGUGCUAUCAGCGAUAACAUGCUCGAUGACCUCGGUAUGAAUACCAAUGAUUUCAACUAUGGACAAACUAUAUUCCUAGUAUGCUUUCUAUCUGCGGAACUUCCUAGUGGUCUCAUCAGCAAGAAAGUAGGACCAGAUAGAUGGAUCCCCUUUAUCAUUGUCUCUUGGUCGUUAGUCAGUGCUUCUCAGGCUGGCCUUUCUUCGAAAACCGGAUACUAUUUGGUUCGAGCUCUUCUAGGCAUUUUCAUGGGAGGGUUUAUCCCAGAUGCUGUUUUAUAUAUGACUUAUUUUUAUAAAUCUAAAGAGCUGCCAAUUCGGUUAGCAUGGUUUUGGACAGCCAUCAGCACAUGUAACAUCAUUGGCUCAUUCCUAGCGGCGGGUAUUCUUAAGAUGCGCGGGAUUCGCGGAUGGGGUGGUUGGCAAUGGCUGUUCUUGAUCGAGGGGACCAUUACCUUUAUCAUUGGAUUUGCCAGUUGGAUAUUGAUGCCCCCAGGGCCUACGCAGACAGCAAACUGGGCUAGGGGGAAAAAUGGUUGGUUCUCGGAAAAAGAGGAACUUAUUCUAGUUAAUCGACUUUUGCGCGACGAUCCAUCCAAAGGUGACAUGCAUAACAGACAAGCGGUUGGCCCUGUCAAACUGUUGAAAUCGCUCAAAGACUACGAUUUAUGGCCUAUCUUGGCAUCCUUGUCUAUAUUCCUGCACAACCUCCCGGAACAUCGUAGAGGAAAUAAGACUCUCCUCGGCAUAUGUUGCUUCAAUAUUGUCCUGUUUUGGAUCAUCAAAGGUUAUUACAUCAAACGAAAUGCAAGACGUACAAGAGUUUGGGAAGCAAUGUCAAGAGGUGAACAGGCGGAGUACAUAGAAACCACAAAAGAUGAGGGUAUGAAGAGAUUGGAUUUUAGAUUUGUGCAUUAG